Molecule: messenger RNA, 1425 nt
Organism: Achroia grisella
Lineage: Eukaryota; Metazoa; Arthropoda; Insecta; Lepidoptera; Pyralidae
Product: aldo-keto reductase AKR2E4-like
Exons: 7
Coding region: 30-1007 (325 amino acids)
Cellular component (GO): cytosol
Molecular function (GO): aldose reductase (NADPH) activity
Source: RefSeq, a predicted model, not a curated record
AUUGUGUUUCUGUCAGGCGCUACAGUAAGAUGCGGCUGCCUACCACUUUAGUAGUUUGCAUUCUAGCAACGUCAAUCGUUGUUAGUGCGCAGGAGAUACCUCGGGCGCGAUUGAAUGAUGGCAAUAUGAUACCAAUUUUAGCUUUAGGCACAUAUGGUUCAGAUGAAGAUCGUGCAAAACUACGGCAAGCAGUCAAUGAUGCUGUUGAACUCGGGUACAGACACAUUGACACCGCUGCGUACUAUAAAAAUGAGGAACAAAUCGGUGAGGGUAUCCGUGACGUCAUUCAGAAAGGUCUCGUGACGAGAGAAGACCUGUUCAUCACCACAAAGCUGUGGAACGACAGACACGCGUGCGAGCAAGUGGUGCCUGCCCUAAACGAGUCCCUCAGUAAACUUGGUUUGGAAUACAUAGACCUAUAUCUUAUUCAUAGUCCUGGAUCACAAAGGGAAGAUGGAAGUUUUGAUUACAUCGAUUAUUUAGAAACAUGGAUCGGUAUGCAAGAAGCCAAGAAACUUGGCUUGGCGAAGUCCAUAGGAGUAUCGAACUUCAAUAACGAGCAGAUCAAGCGAAUUAUUGAUAAUUGUGAAAUAGUACCGGCCGUGAAUCAAAUUGAAGUACAUCCAGCUUUGACGCAGGAAAAACUGGUUCCGUUCUGUCACAAUUGGGGUAUCAAUGUGAUGGCGUACAGCCCGUUUGGGUUCCUGGUAUCGAGGGACGCUACCGAUGCUCCACCCCCUAGGAUUGAUGACCCCAUACUUGAAAACAUCGCCAAUAAAUAUGGAAAGAGCACCAGUCAAGUGGUGUUAAGAUAUUUGAUCGACAGGGGAACGAUUCCGGUACCAAAAUCGACUAAUAAGAGUCGUCUGGCCAAGAAUAUAGACGUGUUUGACUUUCAACUUACUCCAGAGGAGAUAAACACCAUAAACAAAUUCAACAAGAACAGAAGAGUGAUCGACACUAGCUACUGGAAGGAUCAUCCUCAUUAUCCUUUCAAUAUAGAUUAAAAUGACAAAGUAACUAGUUGUCUUUUGUUUCCAUAGGUAUAUUUUAAGGACUAUAAAAUAUAUCACUUUAAAUAAAUCUACUUGUUUUAUUAUAUAAAUUUAUAUCAGAAUAUAAGUAUAUAAAUACUGACGGCUUCAGUAGUCUAGCGGUUUAGCUCACCGCCUUACUUCCGAUGGUCGCGGGUUCGAUUCCUCGCACGGCACAAACAUUUGCAUUCAUGAGUAUGAUUGUUUAUAUCGGUCUAGGUGUUUUCUAUGUAUAAUAUGCAUGUAUUUGCAAAUGUAUGUAUCAGUUAUCUAGUAUCUAUGACAAAAGCUUUAGCUAGUUUAAAUUGGGACUAGAUGGCGCUGUGUUAAUUGUUCUGGGAUUAUUUAUUUGUUAUUUAUAUUUGUGGGAGUUAGGGUGACAUUACCAGUA